AUGCUGCCGGUGCAGGACCGCAACCUGCUGCGACGAUACUACGAGAAGGGGUUUGAAGGACUGCAGCAGAUCAAUUGCCGAAUACUGGCCAAGGCAUAUAUCAAGCUUGUCGAGCCCCGCAAGCAGGUAAACUACCCUUACAAUGGCCGGAAGAUCAUCUCUGGAAUUUCUCAGCAGUUUGAUCCGGAGAUGACCAAACCCACAUGGUGGCCAUCCGGUGUCACCCAUCGCGAGCCUGACCAUCUCCUCAAAUCUGAGAGAAUCCGGCUCCUGGUUCACAUUCUGUGUGAGUUGCGAGAUAGUCACGCGAUAUGCGUCGAGAAGCUGAAGGAAGCCGAUCAGUCAAUCCGGCGUCAGAUUAUGCCCAGCGAGCGGUUGCAAGUGUUGGAUGAAAUCUAUCGCGUCCGAGAGGAGGAAGAAAGGUACCUCAGCGGUAGAACCGACGGACAAGCAGUUGUCUACGUGUCUCUCGUGCACCUUCCAGACGUCGGCAAUGCUCAGAACGUAGGGUCUCCCACCAACACUAUGAUUAAAUCGGAUAUCAACCCGGUCUACAGGAGAGCGGUUCCUGACAUGGAGUCUCACACUUCUGUCUUCCCGACCACUGGAAGCGCGCCGACAAUCGAAACUAUUGACAACAGUAAAGAUACUAGCACACUGAAUACCAGUUUGCCUACAAUGUGGAAUAACUGUGUUUCGUCCUCGUUGCCGCCCUUAAACAGUCAAAAGCGGACCCAUGAAGGAGAGACUCCAUACCCAUUGGAUAUGCCCAACGCUGCUAUGUUUCAGGACGAGAAUUCCCACCCCGUUUCCCUGGACACACAAUCGCUUCCGUUGAGAUACUAUAGCGAACCACAUUUUAGCCAGCCUCAGAACCAGCAGCACCAGCCACUUCCCAUUGUCGGGGUCCCUGGAACCGAUGUUGGAAAUUGCACCCAGCCCUAUUAUUUCAACUAUUAG
Messenger RNA from Aspergillus tanneri, 960 nucleotides. Its product is annotated as DUF2841 domain-containing protein. NCBI's taxonomy places the organism in Eukaryota, Fungi, Ascomycota, Eurotiomycetes, Eurotiales, Aspergillaceae. Bases 1 to 960 code for a protein of 319 amino acids. The record is from RefSeq and is a predicted model, not a curated record. The transcript has 3 exons.